Messenger RNA from Echinococcus granulosus, 1323 nucleotides. RefSeq names its product gag-pol polyprotein. The transcript is spliced from 6 exons. NCBI's taxonomy places the organism in Eukaryota, Metazoa, Platyhelminthes, Cestoda, Cyclophyllidea, Taeniidae. The record is from RefSeq and is a predicted model, not a curated record. The coding region runs from base 1 to 1323 and encodes 440 amino acids.
AUGGGAUCUUCGGGAUGUAGUACGAGUGUGACGUCAUCGAUUGUAAGUGGAGCCGGCCUGGACGACACAUCGACGCAACCUCCGAUCACGACCCAUCUGAAGCUAAUAGAGCUUUCCGAGGCCCUAGCCGCUCACAAUGCAUCUGCAGCUGCUGCCCUUCGUUUGACAAAUCAGGAGUCCGUAACCAGUGUUGCUUUGCAUCCUCCACCAUUCUCUGUCACAUCACGUGUUUCGGAAGCUGCCGUCCCGGCUGAUCGGGAGCGGCGUAAGUCAACGACCACCUCUCGUUACCUAAUCAGCGGUCCACUUCCCCCCCCACCCACCUCCUCCUCCUCCCUCCGCUCUCAUUACAUGAGGCAUAUCUCUUCGCUCUCCCCACUUCCUGCGGAUAGGCGGAGUCUUUAUCCCGUUACAGUGGGUUUGGUCGAUAUUUCAGAGGCUGUUGCAAACAGACGACGCACCGAGAAAUGCCUCUUCCCUCCAAACGGACGUUCAGGUAACCUCAAACCAACCGCUAUUUCCGAUGGGCAGCAGGGUUCACCCUAUCACCUCUCGUCUGUUCUUUGUCCACUUCCAAACAAGCUGGCCCGCAGAGAGCGCUUCACUCGUGCAAUGCAGAACCUAGCACCCACGCGCAUCCUACUCCCUGCCUUCUGGCCUGACCAAGUCCAGCUCUGGUUCGCCGCCUGUGAGGCACAAUUCGCAGCCUACGGCAUUCAUAACCAGCAUGCUCGCUACAGCUGCGUCCUGGCUCUGUUAAAACCAGAGGACUUGAGUCUGCUCAGCGACCUCAUCCUCAAUCCGGACCCCAUACGGCCCUAUGACCGCCUUAAGGCGGGCCUCAUUCAGCGCAGUCACACAGCACAGUGGCGAAGUGCGCGGAACGAAGUACCCUCGGCCAUUGUGCACCGCAUCCGUCACGCCCUCUAUGAGAAGGCUGUAGAUGCAGACGAGACGGCGUUGAAAGAGAUGAUCGUGCCAUUCCUCCCCCCAACAGUCCGCUCUGUACUAGAGCCGGUAAAGGAGACCGCGACGGUGGACCAGCUAGUGCAAAUGGCUGAUCGAAUGAUGGCCAUGAAGAUGGAGGGCGAGGCUCUGGAGGCGGCUUUCGGGGAGAUGGUGUCCCAGCAACAGCGACAGACAUGGCAGCAGAAAUCCGGCAGGUCCAGAAGACGUAGUACAAGUCGGAGACCACGGGCGCCACCACAACGUCUACUCCUCUACUCCGGAAGGCCCUAUGGUAAGGUUACACCCCACAAUCUUAAAAAUCUUGCCCGAAUGAAUAAUGGCUCCCCACCCCUUGUUCCACUGUGUGCAAUUUAG